This is a messenger RNA of Chaetomium strumarium, 1809 nucleotides long. Its product is annotated as Prefoldin subunit-domain-containing protein. The coding region runs from base 1 to 1809 and encodes 602 amino acids. The transcript is spliced from 2 exons. Gene Ontology annotation, biological process: negative regulation of transcription by RNA polymerase II; negative regulation of phosphatase activity. The record is from RefSeq and is a predicted model, not a curated record. Gene Ontology annotation, molecular function: transcription corepressor activity; phosphatase inhibitor activity; chromatin binding. NCBI's taxonomy places the organism in Eukaryota, Fungi, Ascomycota, Sordariomycetes, Sordariales, Chaetomiaceae.
AUGGCUCAACCAAAGGACCAUCUUUCCGACCUUGACCGGCAUGUGCAACUCCUAGAGGGCAAGGUGAACCAGCUACGGGCGUCGCUUGCGCACUGGCAGCAAUGGUACCUUGAGUACUCGUCGCUCAAGGAAGAGGUCGAACAAUUGCCCAAGGAUCCGCCUCCGCACGAGCAGCUUCGUCGCAUCCGCCGUGACUUUGAGACCAAGCUGCUCACCAAAAAGGAGCUUCACGAGAUCUUGGGCAAGAAUGACCUCAAGGCGCCAGAGCAGAUCAUUGGCGUCCUCUCGCGGCGUAUGGACUAUGUCGAGCAGAACAUAGACUCCUUGAGAAAGCUCCUCGAGAAAGAGGAGAACAGACUUGCUGCCGCGAGCGUAGUCGCGGCGCCAGAUACUGGUACCGAUGAAGAAAGCGGGCUGCCCAUCACCGACAUUGUCGAGGAGUUAGAUGAGGAUGGCAACGUGGUCAAUUUCCGGUUACAACGGGGUGCUGACACCCAGCCCAAAAUUGUCGAGGCGCUGAAGAAGCUAGGUAUCGAUGAGAAGGACCUCCCGGAGACUGAGCCGGGUGUGUCGGAGAACCAUGAGGCAUCUACACCGAGCUUAAAACCAGACGAGGCCAAAGACGGCCCGGGUCCGGAUGCUCCAGCGGCACCAAGCGGCCGUCCGGAAAGUGCAGAUGCCGAUGAGCCCGCUAAUGUCAAGAAGUCCGUUUCUUUUGCGGAGGACACAAAGCCGGGCGACGACGCUAUUGAGCCUCCACAGUCUAGAGCGGCGCAGGAGCUGGAACGGCUCAUGCAGAAGGCCAAAGAUCAGGAAGCAAUGGACAUGUCGUCCGCCGUCAUUCCGGAAACUGAGUCACCAGAGGACAGUCAGCUGCGCCGCGAGAUGCUGGAGUACAGCAUGUCGGAAAUCGGCCCUGUGGUCGCUGAGCUGCAGCUGGAAGAGGAUUCUGGCGACGGGGACAGCGAUGACAUGACCUGGGACGGUACUGACGAGGAGUACGAAGAAGCGACGGACGACGAUACCGAAGAUGAGCUCGGUCGCUCUAAACGCAGCGUCAUCACCUCGGACUACAUCAAGCGCAUGCAAGAGCUCGAGAAACGCCUCAACGUCCAGUCUGCCUUCACAGUUGGUCGAUCGGAAACCGAACCAAAGACGGAAGAGGGCAUUGGACGAAUCGCAGUAGUCGGCGGUUCGAGCGCCUCAGCGGUUGCGCCAUCAACUGCCCCUCGAGAGAAAAAGACAGUCGCCUUCUCCUCGAAGUUGGAUAUCGCCCCCGACCCUACGCCUCAGCAGCCUGUAGAUGUCAAACCCAAGGAACGCAAAAUCGCAGAAGUCGGCGAUAUUACGGAGAAGGGGGCAGAAGAACAGUCUUCUUUCGAUGAGCCAGAGGAACCACCGAGGCGCGUGUCACGGUUCAAGAAAGACCGGGCCGUCUCAUUGCCUCCGUCUACCGCUCCACUUCCUCCCGGGCCGCACCAAGUUCCGGCAAGUUUCUUCCCAGCUCGUGCGGCUCCUGCAGCGGAGCCAACCCCACCUGAACAUCAGACCGUGGCCAGCGAGGUUGUCGAGCGGCCUGUCGUCGCUGACCCAAUAGAACCCGAUGAGAUGGACGAUGUUCUUCUGUACAAAGAGGCAGCGGUUGAGUACAACCGUCUGCGGAACCAGUUGAUACAAAAACAAGGCGGCGUCGCGCAGCAGGAUGGAGCGCUGGACAGCGAGACUGGUCUCGUCCCGCUCGACGAAGAGCUGGGCGGACCCAAGCGCCUGAGCAAGUUCAAGGCCGCACGGUUGACCAAGCUACAAUGA